CUUUAACCUAUCAUCUCACUCUUAAGUCCUCAUUCUGGUCGACUGGUGCACCGUUGAAACUCCUUCAGCCGAACCGACUCUGCACGACUCCCAGUUCACCAUGUCCAGGAAGGUUGUGAGGACCAGUAAGUUCCGUCACGUCUUUGGUCAGGCUCUGAAAGCUGACCAAUGCUAUGAUGACAUCCGAAUCUCCCAGAUGACAUGGGACAGCAAUUUCUGCACUGUAAACCCCAAGUUUGUGGCCAUGAUCGUGGACGCCAGCGGAGGAGGAGCCUUCAUGGUGUUGCCCCUGAGCAAGACAGGACGUAUCGACAUGUCCUAUCCGACUGUGUGUGGCCACACAGGACCGGUCCUGGACAUUGAGUUUUGUCCUCACAACGACAACAUCAUUGCCAGCGGCUCUGAGGACUGCAGUGUCAUGAUUUGGGAGAUCCCGGAUGCUGGACUGACCACAUCACUCACAGAACCUGUUGUCAAGCUGGAGGGCCACUCCAAACGUGUCGGCAUCCUGUGCUGGCACCCCACCGCCCACAAUGUGCUGAUGAGUGCAGGCUGCGAUAACGUGGUGAUCCUGUGGAACGUGGCCCGUGGCGAGGCAGCAGUGAGGAUCGACACCGUGCACACUGAUGUCAUCUACAGUGCCUGCUGGAACAGGGACGGCUCCCAGAUCCUCACCGCCUGCAAGGACAAGACCAUGCGGUUGCUGGACCCUCGCAAGGGCACUGUCAUCGCUGAGAAGGAAAAGCCUCAUGAGGGCUCCAGGCCUAUCAGGGCGGUGUUCGUGUCCGACGGGAAGAUCCUGACUACCGGCUUCAGUCGCAUGAGUGAGAGACAGGUGGCGCUAUGGGACCCGAAGAACUUCGGAGAGCCUCUGACCCUGCAGGAACUGGACACCAGCAGUGGCGUCCUUCUGCCAUUCUAUGACCCAGACACAGGCGUCGUCUUCCUCUGUGGCAAGGGGGACAGCAGUAUCCGUUACUUUGAGGUGACAGAUGAAGCUCCGUAUGUCCACUACCUGUCCAUGUACAGCAGCAAGGAGAGCCAGAAGGGGAUGGGGUACAUGCCCAAGAGGGGCCUGGAGGUCAACAAAUGUGAAAUCGCCAGGUUCUACAAACUCCAUGAGAGGAAAUGUGAGCCCAUAGUCAUGACGGUGCCCCGCAAGUCGGAUCUGUUCCAGGAGGAUCUGUACCCAGACACCGUCGGUCCCGAGCCUUCAGUCGAAGCCGAUGACUGGUUCGAUGGAAAAGAAGCCCCGCCCAUCCUGAUCUCUCUGAAGGACGGCUUUACAACAACCACCAAGGCCAAGGAGUUCAAAGUUCUCAAGAGCCUCAUGAAGACCACGACUGCCUCUGCUGGGAGUCAUCAGGACAGCAGCGGGGAGGUCCAGUCCUUGAAGAAGGAGGUGAAGGAUCUCAAAGCAGCUAUAGAGGAGCUGACCAAGCGUGUGAGCGAGCUGGAGAGCAAGCAUUAAACUACAGAUGUUUGACAAUUCAAAUUCAAGAGCAGACGGACAAAAGAGGAACUGGGGAAAAAGCAAAGAAACAGUUUCAUUGAUUUUUGACGUUUUGGCAUUAUUGUGGUGACAUUCAUUCCAAUAAAAUUUUAAUUUUAGAAGGAGAGGGCUGUGUCUUCUCACUGUAUAUUGAGACAAAGGGAGAGAUCAAGACAACUGGUAUUAUGAAACUACACUUUAUUUUAGUUUGAAGCUUGAAUUUGUUUAUUUGGUUUGUCUUGGUUUGAUCAAUUUUAAAAAUGCCUAUUUUAAUAUAUGCUAUAGUUUGAAAUAAAGUCUUUUUCAGAAUACA
Messenger RNA from Scomber japonicus (chub mackerel), 1805 nucleotides. It is a transcript of the gene coro1a, whose product is annotated as coronin, actin binding protein, 1A. Gene Ontology annotation, biological process: cell migration; actin filament organization. The record is from RefSeq and is a predicted model, not a curated record. The coding region runs from base 101 to 1471 and encodes 456 amino acids. NCBI's taxonomy places the organism in Eukaryota, Metazoa, Chordata, Actinopteri, Scombriformes, Scombridae. The transcript has 11 exons. Gene Ontology annotation, molecular function: actin filament binding.